ACAGGAACAUACUCAAAAUUCUCAUACCGGACUUAGAAUUACUACUACCACACUAUUCGGCUGGGAUUCAUACUCAGACGAGCUUCUUGUUCACAGCCAUCCACCAGGCGGCCCCUCACGUCUGCUUCACCCCCCGACAUAGCAAACUUCGAGCAGUGGUAACUCCAACCACGAAAAGAAAGCAUCACGGGCCAAUAUGGUCUCCUCAGAAGUAAGAGACCUUCUGGCGCAGGUGCCGAACUGGAGUCAAGCAGACCGUCCCGCCGCCUUCAGGACGAUAAUCACCACCAUCACCUCCAGCCCCGACCCCAGCCACUUCGCCGCCGACCUCAAAGCCGUUACCGACGCCAUCUUCCUAGAGUCGCUGGGUGUCGUCGCCACUCGAGCUCUAGUCAUCGACCUGAUAGACGCCCUUAAAUCGCUUGCUUCCGGAGGGCCCUCCGCAGACACCAUUAAUUCCACAACCUCCAGCAUCUGGCUUGACGUAGGCAAGGCCAUCCAACAGCAUAUCCAGUCCAACCCCACCCUCGCAACCUCGCUGGUCGACCAGACCGCCACCAUUUACGAGGACCUCCUAGCGGCCGCCCACGAAUCACAAAAUAGUUUUACCGACGCCGCCAAGACGCUCGCGGCCAUCCCGCUUGACUCCUCACAGCGUCGCGUCACAGACAAAUACAAGGCCGAUCUCUGGAUCCGCAUCAUCCGCAACUACCUGGAAGACGACGAUGCCACCAGUGCCGAAACCUACCUCAACAAGCUCAAAAACAUCAUCCACAACGUAGCCGACGAUAACCCGGUGCUGAACCUGCACUUCAAGCUCAGCGCCGCCCGCAUCCAGGACAGCAACCGGCAGUUUUUGGCCGCCUCGCAGUCGUACUACGAAAUCAGCCUGUCGCCCGCCAUCGCCGAAGAGGAGCGCUUACACACCCUGAGCAUGGCCAUCAAGUGCGCCGUCCUCGCCCCGGCGGGACCCCCGCGGUCACGCGUUUUGGCAAAGCUCUACAAGGACGAACGGUCGGCUUCGCUGGAGGAGUUCGGCAUCCUGGAGAAGAUGUUUCUUGACCGCCUGCUGGCGCGGGCCGAGGUGGAAAAGUUCGCUCAGGGCCUGGCGCCGCACCAGCUGGCCACGACGUCGGACGGGAGCACGGUGCUGGCCAAGGCCAUGGUCGAGCACAACCUGCUGGCCGUGAGCCGGCUGUACCGCAACAUUGGGUUCGACGCGCUGGGGUCGUGGUUGGGGCUGGACUCUGGGAACAAGGCGGAGGAGAUCACGGCGCGGAUGAUUGAGCAAGGACGGCUGGCGGGGUCGAUCGAUCAGAUUGACAGGAUCAUUUACUUUGAGAGCGGGCUGGAAGCCUCGGGGGAGAAGGGUAGUGGUAGGGCCGAGGUACCGGUGGGCAAGGAAAUGCGGAGGCAGGAUGGGAUGGUGCAAGCAUUGGCGGAAGACCUCGAACGCAUCACGGAUGAUCUUCUGGUGGAGUUUCCUCAGCUGGUACCCGCCGGGGUUCCUGGCAAUUAGGAUAGCUCGUCCCUGGGCGGGCACCUUGAUCCUCUCGAGGAGAUGGAACCGCUCAUCACAGCCGUACCAGUGAAGUCUGGCAGCCCCGCCAAAAGAAAGCAAGCAUGAUGACAAAGAGCAGCGCGUAUGACACCUAAAAGAAGGCGUAUGUACAUUUCGAAGAGAAGAAAUACAGCACUGGAGGCAUACUUACGGAUGGGACAUUGUCCUUCAAGAGUGUCUAAAACGUAGUGUCUGUACAUAGUCCAGAAUAGAGUUACAUUAAG
This is a messenger RNA of Neurospora tetrasperma FGSC 2508, 1785 nucleotides long. RefSeq lists its product as uncharacterized. The coding region runs from base 197 to 1519 and encodes 440 amino acids. Gene Ontology annotation, cellular component: COP9 signalosome; cytosol. The record is from RefSeq and is a predicted model, not a curated record. Lineage: Eukaryota; Fungi; Ascomycota; Sordariomycetes; Sordariales; Sordariaceae. The transcript has a single exon.